This is a messenger RNA of Adineta steineri, 468 nucleotides long. NCBI's taxonomy places the organism in Eukaryota, Metazoa, Rotifera, Eurotatoria, Adinetida, Adinetidae. The record is from the annotation of a GenBank genome assembly.
AUGUACAGAAGGUUAGUUACUAUAUGGACUAUAAUUGCAAUGUUAUAUUUUAUCACAAUAAAUGGUGCUAGUAUUGGUGCAAGUGAUAUUGAAACAGGACAAGUCCAAUUAACUCAAGAUCAAUGUAAUGGAUUAGUUGAGUGUGAUAAAAAUGUUCUUGAAGUAGAACGAACAGAUAAACAUCAAUAUACUGCUGUGAAAUUGGUAUCAUAUGAUUUGAUUAUUAAACCACCAACUGAUUGUUGGACAAGUUACAAUAAAUUUAUGACUGCAAAUAUACAAAAAUUCAAAGAUUGGGCAAAUAGAAAUUGUCGUAAUUAUAUUGGUUGUUGGUGUUGUCCACAAGGAGGUUUAUGUGUUACAUUUAUUGUUAAAUUUGAUUUUUGGCAUUGUUUUAUAAUUCAACCACCUAUACUUGUAAAAACAUUACCUGUAUUUGAACCGGAAUCAGAAAUUGCUGCUCAAUAA